Molecule: messenger RNA, 2726 nt
Organism: Ornithorhynchus anatinus (platypus)
Lineage: Eukaryota; Metazoa; Chordata; Mammalia; Monotremata; Ornithorhynchidae
Gene: UGT2A2
Product: UDP glucuronosyltransferase family 2 member A2
Exons: 7
Coding region: 518-2137 (539 amino acids)
Molecular function (GO): UDP-glycosyltransferase activity
Source: RefSeq, a predicted model, not a curated record
UUACAGCCCGGCCCAAGCACGGGAAAGUUGAGGCAGGUCUGAGGGAGCCAGAGAUCAUGUAACGUGAGAUUAUCCUUCUUUUCUUCUCACCCCUACUUCCCUCUCUCUUUUAUCUCCAAGUGGAUGUUGAGGUGCUCCCGGUUCUGGAUAGGCAGAGUCAGUGGCUCCCUGUUCCUUGGUGAUCGGUCACCAGAGAGCAUUAUCUGCACAUUGGACCACUGCUUCCUCCUUGACCCCAAGCUCUAAACGCUUCUGUCCCGGCUGCCACCAGGGCUCACGGGAGCUCUCUGUCCACGGCAAAGAGAUUGCUCCGGCUGAUUUCCUCCUCUCCUCUGUUGCAAAAUUAUCAGAGAACUAAGGCCUGUCGAUUGAGGUGCGAGCACCGAAUAAACACGGUACCUCCUUGGAGAAAAACUAACAAACCACAGUUCACCAAGUGUCCCGGCCUAAGAUCGUUGUGAAAACCCCUUUGGCCUGUAGCAGGAGAGCCGCGGCGGCUUUCACAGGGGGUGACAUCAUGUCACAGAAGCGUGUUCAGCUACUGGUCCUUCACCUGACUCUUGUAGGCUCGGUCCUCUGUGGGAACGUGCUGAUUUGGCCCACUGAGGGAAGCCACUGGCUGAAUAUUAAGAUCAUUCUAGAAGAGCUGAUUCAGAGGAACCACACUGUUACGGUGCUAGUUUCCACAGCUCCCCUCUUCAUCAACUCCAGCGCCGACUCCCCCGUAACUUUCGAGCUGUUCCCGGUGCCCUUUGGCAAGCACGAAAUAGAUUCCGUGAUCCACGAUAUGAUCUCGCUGUGGCUGAGCCACAAGCCCACCUCCCUGACGCUCUGGAGAUUCUACAAGGAGCUGGGAAAACUGUACGAAAGGUUAUUUAAGAUCAAUAUGCAGCUCUGUGACGGAGUCCUUGCCAACCAGCAGUUGCUGGCUAAACUGAGGAGGGGGCGUUUCGACGUGUUAGUGUCGGACCCCGUCACGAUCUGCGGGGACCUGAUUGCUUUGAACUUGGGGAUCCCGUUUCUGUUCACCCUGAGAUUCACCCCGGCCUCAACCGUCGAGAGACACUGCGGGAAAAUCCCUUCUCCCGCCUCCUAUGUGCCGGCGGCUCUGUCAGAACUCACCGACCGCAUGCCCUUCGGGGACAGAGUGAAAAACGUUUUAUCGUACCUUCUGCAAGACUAUAUCUUCCAGUCCUACUGGGGACAGUGGGAUUCCUACUACAGCAAAAUCCUGGGGAGACCGACCACGCUCUGUGAAAUUAUGGGGAAGGCGGAAAUGUGGCUGAUCAGGACCUACUGGGAUUUCGAAUUUCCUCGCCCCUACCUGCCCAACUUCGAGUUUGUCGGAGGUCUCCACUGUCAGCCCGCGAAGCCUCUGCCUGAGGUAACCGUGAUCGGCUUCCACCUUCCCGUCACGGAGAUGGAAGCGUUCGUGCAGAGUUCCGGGGAGCACGGCAUCGUGGUCUUCUCCCUGGGCUCCAUGGUCAAAAACCUGACGGAGGAGAAGGCCAACCUGAUCGCCGCGGCCCUCGCCCAAAUCCCUCAGAAGGUCCUGUGGCGAUACAAAGGAAAGCAGCCAGCCACUCUGGGGCCGAACACUAAGCUCUACGACUGGAUUCCCCAGAACGAUCUCCUCGGACACCCCAAAACCAAGGCCUUCAUCACCCACGGAGGCACCAACGGGAUCUACGAGGCCAUCUACCACGGGGUGCCCAUGGUGGGCAUCCCCAUGUUCGCCGACCAGCCGGACAACAUCGCCCACAUGAAGGCCAAGGGGGCAGCGGCGGAGGUGGACUUCAGCAGCAUGACGACCGACGACUUGCUCGGGGCCCUCGACGCCGUCAUCAACGAGGCUUCCUAUAAGGAGAGCGCCCUGCGUCUGUCCCGGAUCCACCACGACCAGCCCACGAAGCCGCUGGACCGGGCGGUCUUCUGGAUCGAGUUUGUCAUGCGGCACAAGGGAGCGAAGCACCUGAGGCCGGCCUCCCACUCCCUCACCUGGUACCAGUACCACUGCCUGGACGUCGUCGCCUUCCUGCUCGGCUGCGCCGCCCUCGGCCUCUUCGUCGUCGCCAGGUGCUGCCUCUUCUGCUGCGGGAAGCUCGGGAGGACGGGAAGGAAGAGGAAGAGGGAGUGAGACGUCCGAGAGAGGGGCUCUCGGUCCCACGCGCCCCCGCCGCCCGACCGGGACUUGGGCGGGGACGCGACCCGGCCUCCGCCCGGGCAUCUUCCCCGCCGCCCCCCGAUUUCCUCCCCGCUGCCCGCGGAUCCCCGGAGGUCAGGCCGUCCGUAGCCCAGGUUCACCCUCCGCGUCUCCCCCCUCCGCCGUCGGGGAGGCCGGGCAAGCCUUUGCCGCCAGCGUCCGCGUCGCGUGGCCGCCUCCCGCCUCGGAUGCGUUCGCCGCCAGGGACGAGGACGGAGUUCCAGCGGAAGCUCGCCUUCGGCCCUCCGGCCGGGCAAGCCGACCUCCGGAUCCUCGACGUAACGCGGCACGGUCUCGCUUGGCGUUUGAAUCGAUAGCCUUGGUUUAUUCCCCGCCCCCCCCCCCCCCCCCUUAGACCCAUCCGAAGAACCGACGUUGACUCGAGCGGUGGCCGCCCUUGGCGUUUACACGGGGGCGGGGCGGUUCCGGUCUCUCGGUAUUCGAUGCUUUGGCUUUGGGUUGUGGGUGUAAAUCACUUGAGGGGCAAUCGGAUCAAAAUCAAAUAAAAUGUUAAAAAAAAAAA